UGCCGAUCCAUCUGAAUCUGAUGAUAUAAAGCAGUGGGGAAGAAGGUAAUUAAGGUAGCUAAGAAUUAAGAUAUGACGGGAAUGAAGAAAUGCCGGCGUUCCUUUUGUUUAUACAGAGCAGUGGCGGCGGCAUCCAGCAGCUUGCUUCUUUUGUUUAUGGCGGUCGCCGCCUUUGCUGUUACGGCGGAGGCGGGUAGCAGUUCCCCUGACUACAAUGUAAUAAUGGAGCUGAGAAAGAGCAUAGGGUUGACGAGCGACGCGGAUUGUAAUUAUACGAAAAUUCCGUGCGACUGCGGGGCGGAGGGGUCGGGGCUGCUGGAUGUGCGUUGCGAUCUGGAGGGUAGAGGGCGGGUUACCUACCUCACCUUCCAAGGGGCCUCCGGCGGGAGUCUGCCAGCCAGUCUCGAAGCCCUCCCCGAGUUGAGCAUAUUCGAAGCGCCGGGGAAGAACCUCCACGGGGCCAUUCCCAACUUUGGCGAGGCCAUCUGGGAAAUCUCCCUCAACGAUAACCACUUCACUGAAAUAGUCCCGCAAAAGCUGUUCGAAUCCAAGCCUCAGCUCUCAAUGUUUGUUCUAUCCAACAACCCUUCCCUCAACAAAUGGGCCAUCCCUGACGCUCUCAAGGGCUCCCCAAAGCUCGACUAUUUCUCCGCCGACGGUUGCAACAUGGAGGGGCCCUUCCCGGACAUCUUCAACCCCGUGAAUUUCCCCCUCUUAAGAGUCCUUACCUUGUCCAGCAAUAGUCUCACCGGUUCUAUCCCUGAAAGCAUUGCGGAGUUGACCCAACUUCAGACGCUGGAUGUUUCAAAUAAUCAGCUCACUGGUUCUGUCCCGGAUUCGACGAUUGCAAAUUUGAUCAGCCUUUGGCACCUCAAUCUUGCGAAUAAUCAGCUUACUGGCCCCAUCCCUUCAGCCCUUGCAGGUCUGGACCAACUUGAGCAAAUCGACCUUUCUAAUAAUCAAUUCACUGGCUCUAUCCCUCAAAACAUUGCAAGUUUGACCAACCUUACGCACCUCCGGCUUUCUAAUAAUCAACUUACGGGCGAUAUCCCUCAAAACCUUGCAAGUUUGCCUCAACUUGACUUAAUCGAUCUUUCUAAUAAUCAGUUUACUGGCACUGUCCCCAAUUUUCCUUCUACCGUCACAGUCAUUACAUGUGGGAAUGUGGACUUGUCUGAAGGAAAAGGAGGGUCAUGUUAGAGCUCAUCAUCAUAUCGAGCUUAACUUAGGAUGGUGAUGUUUAAUGUGUUUGAUUUCAAAGUUUCUUCGCUUUAAUAUAAUGGUUUCAAUUAACAUGAUCGAUCAUGCAUUUAUCUGUGUCUCAAUCAAGAGCUACUAUAAUAUAUGGCGUUUAUAACCUAGCUUUUACCAUGAUCUUCAUCGAGCAUGUUUUGUAAUACUACGAAUUCCUAUUCAAAAG
Messenger RNA from Cuscuta epithymum, 1420 nucleotides. Lineage: Eukaryota; Viridiplantae; Streptophyta; Magnoliopsida; Solanales; Convolvulaceae. The record is from the annotation of a GenBank genome assembly.